Leishmania mexicana MHOM/GT/2001/U1103 is the source of this 486-nucleotide messenger RNA. RefSeq lists its product as hypothetical. The record is from RefSeq and is a predicted model, not a curated record. Gene Ontology annotation, molecular function: zinc ion binding. The transcript has a single exon. The coding region runs from base 1 to 486 and encodes 161 amino acids. Lineage: Eukaryota; Euglenozoa; Kinetoplastea; Trypanosomatida; Trypanosomatidae.
AUGCCUGUCUUCCACGCUGUCAUGAGCGUGGAGGAGUCGGAGGGGGUCGAGCGAAUUGUGCCGGUCAAGAACCGCGCGUGGGGCUUGCGUUUUGAAUGUGCAUCGUGCAACGAGAAGUCGGCUGGGAUGAUGUACGUCAACCAGACGGAGCAGCACGAGCGCGACGGCGGCAUGCAUAACUUCGUAUCCAAGUGCAAGCUCUGCAAGGCGGACAUCACAGCCGACGUGCUCUCUGUCCCGGCAGGCACCGGUUACUACAGCGCGGUGGAGGAAAACCCGGCCAACGUGAUUGCGGCCUUCGAGGUGCGCGGUGGCCGACCAGUGGAGCUGGAGAUCGACAACCAGUGGAUGAUUGUCACGGCCGGCGGUGGCUUGUUCGAGGAUGUCGACCUGUCGCAGGAGUGGUACGACUAUGAUGAGCGCUCGCGGGCGACUGUCAGCGUGGCAGGCGUGUCGGUAGACUUUGAGAAGUCGAAGAAGAAGUGA